UUGCAGUCGCCAUAACAACGGGACGCUAAGUGCUGGAAGGGACAGUCAACAAGUGGCUACUUCGGCCGCCCUUGAUCUUAUUUUCCCUCAACAGUCCGCCUUUAUCGACCACAGAGAACCAACUGUUGCUUCGUCAGUGGUGCAGGUUCAAGUGAACGAGCAUGGCGUGCCAUUUCAGUGCAAACCAGUACCAGAAUGCCUUCGAUCCGAAGCGUCUCCAGAACUGGAACGUGCCCAGCAGCUACAAGGAGAGGCCGACCAAGCUGGAGGGUUUCACCCAGAUCGUGGCAAACAACCGCGGCCACCUCCUGCCCGGGGUGCCGCGCUCCGCUACCUCACCCUGGGGCACGUUCCUGGGGACCUGGGACAUGCCCAAGUCCAUCCCGCCCUGUCCGCCCACCAGUCUCACCGCACGGUCAUCCAAGGCUGCCGAGAAAAUCCUCGCGGCCCAGCAGAGGUCCAAACUCAACACUGCCAGCAACGGCUUCAACAUUGCCAAGCUACAUAAAUUGGAGUUGAGAGCGAGGUCUGCACCCCCCAAGCUGAAGUCCCCCGCCCCAGAGCGCCAGAAGUCUGCGACCCCCACCAAAGCCCCCAGCCCUGUCGCACCAGAAAGGGUCCCGACACCUGCACUGGAGAAGGUCGCUGAGGUGGAAACAUAGAAACUGACCAAAAUGCCAACUUUCUUCCAUUUUUGUUUUUUGUACAUUUCAUUUCUGCACAUGUAAAUAAAGCAAUUGUCCCAGUAAUGUUGCUUGUUUGUGUGAGAUUAUACAUUUGCUUCUAUGUCAUAUGCAGUAAGAGAAAUAGUGUUGGCAACUCAUUUGCUAGUAAGAAAAAUUUAAAAUGUUUUAGGAAGAGCUCCUCUCCAGUUAGAUGGAAGUGGAAGUGUCUGGUAAAUACUUUGUACAUGUAUGCUAGCCUACUCCAGUUUAGAACAAAAGACUUCUUUGUAAACAGGACUGAAUAGAAAUACCUGAAUGCUAUAAAGUAUGGGGAACAGUGAAAGUCAUGCUGUAGUGGCAGUUGGAUGGAAGUCAUGUACAUUACCCUGUCUUAUACCAUAUAGACAGAGCACUGCAUUCAAUCAUGUAUGUUGGAUUAAAAGAUUAACAACACUUAUAAUACAAGCUUAUAACUUAUCACAUCCAUAACUUAGAACAUUUGGAGAGAAAAUGAACCACUGUCUCACACAAGCACAAGAAUUACUUGUCAGGGCACAGGCGAUGAUCUUAUCAACUCAUUCCCUUCUAAACGGGAAACUAUAAUACGUCUAACGUUAUAUGUGUAAAAUUAAGCAUUCAGUGAUUCCAUUCCCUGUUGGAAUCUUACAUGUACAUGCAACGUAACCAUAGCCAUUAUGAUAUCACUGUUUCCAGAAUAUGCUGUAUGUGGUUAGUGGUCACGUAUUGGACCUAACUUAACCAUGUGUGCAUAGACAGCAUUUUUCACAGAGACAUUUCUUUGACAAAUAUUUUGUCAUCAUCUUUCCCUUCACCAAUCAUUUGUACAUCUUAAAAUGCCAUAGUCCAAUCACAUGAUGGAAUAAACAUUAGAAGUAAAAGCACCCAGUAAUAACAAGUAUCUCACCAACCAAGGCUUCCAAUUAUAGUCAAUCAUAUUACACAUGUUAAAUAUAUCACACUAGAUAUAUUGUUGUUGCUGAAAGCUGCUAGAGGGUGAUUUUGGUGGGUAAUUAUUGCUUACUUAUUACCAGUCACAGAUUAAUAUUUAGUUAUGUAAACUGCUUAGCUGCUAGCCAUGAUAAUAUAUUAUCCAACUGAUAAGUCUUUAACUUUUAGUCUUGAAUCACUUAGCCAUAGUUUGUGUAGAAUAAAAUCAGAUGGUGCUAAACUAUGUUGUCAUAUACAUGUAUACAGAAUUGACACUAUGUCAUACUUAUAAUUCUUAAGAAACACUGGUUGUCUCC
Messenger RNA from Branchiostoma belcheri (Belcher's lancelet), 1930 nucleotides. Its product is annotated as protein Flattop homolog. Gene Ontology annotation, biological process: cilium organization. The record is from RefSeq and is a predicted model, not a curated record. The coding region runs from base 162 to 662 and encodes 166 amino acids. The transcript is spliced from 4 exons. Lineage: Eukaryota; Metazoa; Chordata; Leptocardii; Amphioxiformes; Branchiostomatidae. Gene Ontology annotation, cellular component: ciliary basal body.